Molecule: messenger RNA, 3966 nt
Organism: Symbiodinium pilosum
Lineage: Eukaryota; Dinophyceae; Suessiales; Symbiodiniaceae
Source: the annotation of a GenBank genome assembly
AUGGGCGCCAUGGUAUGUGAGGGUGCUGAGCAGACAGUGACUGUCUUUUACCAAUUUUCCCUGGCAUCAAUACUCUUCAUCCAACUGGGAGCCUGGUUGCCUUUCUGGCUUGCCCUGCGGCGGCCUUUCCGCGUAGCGGACAUCCGCAGUCUUGGCAGCAAGGUCAUUGUGAAGACGGAGCAACCGCACUCAUUAGCACCCGGGCGUCGCUUGACUUGCUCUAUUCAUGACACGGGAGAUCCUCGGCUUGAUCAACGCCGCUUUCCUGCUCCAGAAAAUGAAAAUUUUGUGGCACGAGCUGUGGACUGCGUGCGGCUGGAACUUGUCGACAUGCAGAACGGCCCAUCCGCAUCGAUGGGCACUUUGCUCCCACGCUUUCCAGAAGACGUCUUUAGAACUAGCAUCGCGUGCAAAUAUGUAUCUCCUGCUGUGCAUUGCGCCACAACAACAUCAAUCGCAGUUAUGGUGUCGUGCCUCAUCGCUACAUCGGGUAUGAUUCAGAUGGGCUGCGGGAUGGAGGGCUUUGGAGAGUACUUGCUGGUUUUCUCCAACAUGCUCGGGCCCAUACUUGCUGGACUUGCUGCUGUAGCCUGGCGGCGACGACAAUCAAAGCGCCCAUCUCAGCUGCAGAGGGCCAUCACGCAGUUCCGCCGACGGUUACUGUCAAGGUAUUGUCCGACUCCACGUAAGCCAGGUCCUUUCUGCGCGACAAGCGUCUCUAGUCUCGAGGAUUUUCACGAUGCUUUCUCUGAUUUCAUCCAGGUUGAACAAACCUAUUACGUUGUCGCGAACAUCAUCAGCCCUCUGACACGUCCUGAGAAGAUGUCCCUCGCGGAGCUUCUGGGUCCCCUUGAGAUUACAUUCUUCGUCAGCUAUGCUUGGAUAGCCCCCUUCCAGCAGUUGGUGACAGCUGUCAGAGAACAUGCACGAGUCUCAAGCCAUGGCUCACAGGAAGAGCAAAACCUAUUUGGGUAUUGGAUUUGUUGUUUCAGCUGUAACGGCUGGCAGCUUGAGAUGGGUAAUGGUGAUUUAUCUCAAGCUCCUUUUUGCCUGGCUCUUGGUCAUGCUUCUUGCCGUGGGUUGUGCUUAGUGAUGGAUGAACAAGCCUUACCUCUUACAAGGGGCUGGACAGUUAUGGAACUGUGGGUGGCCGUCCAGCAUCAGGUGGACGUGUGCCUUUGUGGCCACCAGGGUGUUGUCGGGGAUGAUCGGUGCAGCGGGGACUUCCUCCGGGCCCUUGGUGAUAGGUUGAGAUGGAUCGACUUGUCUCGCGCGCUGUGUUCCGAUGAGUCUGACAGGUCUAGGAUCAUGCACUUGGUCGAGCAGAACGGAGGCACAGUUCAACUUCAGGAGAAACUCUCGUGCAAAGUUCAGGCCGCUUUGGACCAAAGGAUGCAUGAAGAAAGGCGCCAACAGCCUGAAGACCUACGAGCUACUCGCAAACGUUGGAGCGAGGAAGCUGGCAUCAGCGCGUCUUACCUGCUCUCAGAUGAGUUCCUCUCCAUGGCGGAGGAGCGAAGCCGCAAGCAGGAUCCAACCUUCUACGAUUUGAUUGAGGCCUUCUUCUUCAGUGACCGGCCGAUUGGAAAAGACAUCCGGUGCCCUCGUGACAACGAACCUGGUUGCGCAUUUGUGGACGCGCUGGAUAUGAAGCACCAAGGUAAGGCGACAAACAUGCUGUCAUGGUCAUGGGGUUGUCCUAUUUCGCAAGUCCGCGGUGCUCUGCUGUGGUGGAUGACUCAAGAUAACCAGGAUCCAGAUACCAUAUUUCUGCACAUGUCUGCACUUACGACUAAUCAUUACCGGCUUCCUUCGGUCUACAGCUGUCCUGAAGACAUGUCAAUGUGGAAUGCUGAUCUCCGCCGAAUAGGCAGCAUGGUGGUGCUUCUUGAUACUUGGGACAUGCCCAGCUACUUGCAGAGGAUUUGGACGGUCUCCGAAAUUGUUAUGGCAGUCAAGUUACAAACGGCAGUGCGUUUGAUUUGGCCUUCAUCAGCACAGGCGGGAAUAGAGCAGGAGUUAUUGAAAGGACCUGAAGCAAUCUUACGAGCGGCUGAGUCGCUCGGCAAUUUUGCUGUGGAGAAGGUUGUUGCAAACCACGAGGCGUACGAGAGCAGCGUUAGACUGGGGAUUGUCCAGGACUCAGCCAGGCCCUAUGAAGAGACAGACCAGAAGAUCAGGGCGCUAAUGUUUGAUAUGGGCGGCCUGCCUGUCAAGGAGGCACUUGAGCGCAAGCGUCAGAGCGAAGAAGCUGGCAUCAGCGCGGCAUAUCUGCUCUCCGAUGAGUUCUUGACCAUGGCUCAGGAGAGGGCCGGGACAGAGAACCCCAAAUUCUAUGACCUGGAAAAGGGUUUUUUCUUCAGCGACAGGCCGAUCGGCCAAGACGUGUGUUGCCCUCGUGAUGGCAGACCCGGGUGUGCGCUUGUUGAUGCCUUGCCUGCAAGACAUCGGGGUGCUGCAACUCAUUUCCUGUCUUGGUCCUGGGCUUAUUCUGUAAGUCAGAUUCGCAGCGCUUUGGCAUCUUGGCUUGCACAGGAGGGCUUGGAAGGUUCAGAGGUCUUUCUCUACAUGUGCUUCUUUGUCAAUAACCAAUACCGUAUCUUGAUCGAGCAGUCGAGCACUGGCAGCGACAACUUGGAGGUCCUCUUUGAAAGCAAUCUGCGCCGCAUCGGAAGGGUGGUGGCUCUGCUAGACACCUGGAACAGCCCGAUUUAUCUGACGAGGGUCUGGACCAUCUUUGAGCAGUUCAUGGCCAUCCAAUUGUCCAUCCCUGUGCGAAUAAUUAUGCCCGUGGCGGCACAGGAGGGACUCAUGGAACAGAUCGGAUGUGGGAACAUCGGGCUCAAUCGAGUCUGUGAUUCCCUUGGAACUGUGGAUUCAGAGAAGGCCCAAGCAUCCAACCCCAAAGAUGAGCAGAAAGUAAAGCAAAUGAUACGGAACUCAGACGGGUCGUUCAAAGACGUCAACGCCAAAGUGCGGAGGUUCAUGUUGGAUUGGGUUGGCCAGUCCGUAAUCCACCACCUGAACGGCAUCAUCAACGCCAAGAAGGCGGCGGACGGUGAGUCGCUGCUGCUUUGUGGGCCAAGCGGCGUAGGCAAGAGCUCAUUACUUCGAAGCAUUGCUGGUCUUUGGGGCCGAGGUACGGGUGUCAUCCGCUGCUGCCCCCAGAAAGAGAUGUUCUUCUUGCCCCAAGAGACGUACCUCUGUCUGGGAACGCUUCGGGAGAACGCAACUUACCCUCAGGAAGAAGCUGGAGAUAGACCUCCAGAUGAGCGUGUGAGAGAGGUUCUCGCCAAGGUGAACUUGGCAUAUCUUGAUCACAGGUAUGGUCUCGAUGCACCCAUCGACUUUGACUCUGUUCUCUCCGGAGGCGAGAGACAGAGACUGGGUUUCGCGCGGCUGCUGCUGAGGGGAAAUGUGAAGUUCGCCAUUCUGGAUGAGGCGACGGCUGCGUUGGACAGAUCCAACCAGUCCAUCAUGUACGACAAUUUGAAACGGCAUGUUCAAGGAUUCGUGUCUAUUGGUCACUCCUCGAGCUUGGAGGCCUUCCAUACCAAGAAGCUCAUGCUGGAAAGGUCUUCCGAAGGUGCAUCUGGCUGGCGAAUAGAGUCCAUCGACCAUCCGACGGAGCGCUGGUCUGCGCAGCGGCCUGAUGCGAAGGAGCCCCAAGACCUCUCUUGGUACUUCCAGCAGCAGAAGCAGUUCCUUGAUGACCUCAAGGUUUGCGAAGACCGGCAUGAUGCCUGGAACUCUAAGGUCUUCGUGCAGGAGGAAGAGAUUGAGAAGCUCCGAAAGCAGGUGAGAUCUCUAGAGGAGGAGCGCGACGGCCUCCGAAAGGAUCUCAAGGAAGCCAUGCGAGAAAGAGACGAGUGGCAGGUCUCUGCUCUACGAGUCAUGUCCAAGCGGGAGUUCCGAUCUAGCGUGGAGUCUCUAGAAGCUGCCAGACGAAGGCCGCUGCCUCCAUAA